AUGAUUGAUGUGGUUAAGACACUCAAGCCAGAAAAUAUGAUUCCGCAAUAUGUGGAGCAGUCUGAAUACGCAGUCCUGGAAGGUGUUCCCUGGCAACAGAUCGAGGGCUGGUAUUCAGCGAGUGCGCUGACACCUGACCAUAUCGAAAAAUUGAAGAAUGGCGAGAAGCUUGAGGAGCUGUUUGAACCCAAUCCAGAGUUCGAUCCAAAAUACCUUAAUAUGCGAAGCAGUGGAGCACAGCAUCAGCUUGCCGGUUUUGGAAAAAGAAAAACAGGCAUACCAAAACCCGGAUUACCAAAGAAAAGUCUGCGCAAGAUUCCACCAUUCGAUAAGUUUGAUCACGAUAAACUCGAGCCAUACUACAAAAAGACGCUUGACGAAGUCGCACCUGACCUGAAACUACCAAAUAUCUGCAAGAGAGGGGGCUCUGGGUGUGUGGAAUUGAUUCGUGAGGAGCAGUCUGUCGAUAUCAUCGAGGCAAACAAUAUUGCCGAGGCUACUACGGCAAUGGAAGCUACCGAGGCUGCUGGGGCACUUGGAGGGUUUGAACCUGCCGAGGCCUUAGAAGUUAAAGCUAUGGAGGCUGCUGAAAUUCUCGAGCUCGAGGCGGAGGCUGCUUUCUUCGAAGAAAUAUUGGCAUUGGCGUUACUUCUUUUAAUCUCAAAGUACAUGUAUAGAGUGACAUCCUUGUCCGACCUUUCAACUAAAUGUCUUGACGGAGAUGUUACUCCCGGAACCCAGUACAAGCACUUUUUCCAGGGCCGGCUUAUACCUAGCAGUUUUGAAAGCCUAGCUAGGUGUCAAUUAUCCUUAGGAGCCUUUCGAUACAACUAG
Molecule: messenger RNA, 834 nt
Organism: Beauveria bassiana ARSEF 2860
Lineage: Eukaryota; Fungi; Ascomycota; Sordariomycetes; Hypocreales; Cordycipitaceae
Exons: 5
Coding region: 1-834 (277 amino acids)
Molecular function (GO): toxin activity
Source: RefSeq, a predicted model, not a curated record